Messenger RNA from Poecilia latipinna (sailfin molly), 1126 nucleotides. RefSeq names its product ring finger protein 181 (gene rnf181). Gene Ontology annotation, cellular component: cytoplasm. The transcript is spliced from 6 exons. The record is from RefSeq and is a predicted model, not a curated record. Gene Ontology annotation, biological process: protein ubiquitination. The coding region runs from base 140 to 613 and encodes 157 amino acids. NCBI's taxonomy places the organism in Eukaryota, Metazoa, Chordata, Actinopteri, Cyprinodontiformes, Poeciliidae. Gene Ontology annotation, molecular function: ubiquitin protein ligase activity.
AGACGAAGAAAAUCCAUUCUAUACUGUGAGUGGACCAAAGAGUGACGUAACCAACCAACGUAGCACCCGGAAGAAUGACAUAUGUUUAUCACUGAGGUUUAGGUUUCCUUAAUGCACAGAUCACACAGCACGCAUCAAAAUGGCCUCAUACUUUGAUGAACAUGACUGUGAACCCACCAACCCUGAGGAGCAAUAUCGUCAGAAUGCACUACUGGAGCUGGCCAGGUCCUUAAUGCAAGGUUUGGACCUGAUUGACUCCGGGGCAUUCGACCUGUCAGACUGGGACCAGCGGCUUCCUCCCCCGGCUGCCAAAACUGCUGUUCAGACCCUCACUGUAGUUGUCAUUUCCGCAGAACAAGCAGACAAAGGUUUGAAGUGUCCUGUGUGUUUGCUGGAGUUCGAGGAACAAGAGACGGUUCGAGAAAUGCCUUGCAAACACCUCUUCCACUCAGGAUGCAUACUACCCUGGUUGGGCAAGACUAACUCCUGUCCGCUUUGCCGACUUGAGUUACCGACUGACAAUCCAGAGUAUGAGGAGUUUAAAAAGGACAAGGAGAGAAGAAAACAGAGGGAGCACCGACUUGAGGACCUGCAUGGAGCCAUGUACACCUGAUGAAAGUGCUGAAUGCUCCAAGAGCAGCAAGCUGCCUGCAUUCAGCCCAAUUCCACAAAGAUACAACCCUGUUUGAUGUACUGAGACCCUUUUGCUACCUACAAAAAAAAAAAACUCAAACAAAUCUAAAACUUUUCCACAGAAGCCCCUCAACAGCCACUGGCACCACUGGAUGCUCCAUUGUGUUAAAAUGAGAGUUUAUAUUAAAUGGCACCAGCUUUGGGAACAUGAUAAUGGAACAUUUCAAAUGUGCUUUUUUUUUUUUUAAACCCGAUGUUUCCAAAUGGAGCAGAUAGCAGCUCUGAGCACUCUGACUUGAAAUUCCUUUUUUUUUUUAAUUUAUGAACUUCUAAUGUGCAUAAAAGCUGUACUUAUCAAGAAAAUGGAAAUGUUUAUGCAGAGGAAAUGAGCAGUGACUAUUUGUUAUAUUUGGAAAGCUUUUUGGGUUUUCUUUUCCAUGUGUAUUUGUUUUGGCUAUUAAAGCUGGCAAUAUGAGGCAUGUAUGUAUAUGGA